GAAAUAUUCUUAGUAACUCCUAUCACAUGGUCUAAUCAUAUGCUAUUGCUUGGAUAUAACAUUCAUUUUGAUUACAAAUAAAUCAUGAAUUCAAGAUUAUAGUAUUUACCCUUUAAUUUUUUUUCAUUGCAUUCAUUUUUUUUAUAUAUAUUAGAAAAAUAAUGAUUGCGGAAUCAAAAUGUGAUUUUACCAGUGAAACAAUUUAAAAAUCAGAAAAACAAAUAUGUCAGCCAAAUGAGAAGAAAGAAAUGUAAAGCGAUGCCGAGAGACUUUAUGCACAGAAGAAAGAAAGGGAGCUAAAAGGAGCUAAUGAAUUAACUCCAGUUGACAGCUACAAUGGACUGGAACUUUGAUAUUAGCAGAAAAAGGCUGCAAUACAUAGUAAAGUCUGUACCACGAGGCUACGUACUCCUAAUAAACAACGAAACGUUCAGAAAUGGAAUGGAGCAAAGACGUUUCGGAUCACAAAGAGAUUACACCAUGCUUAAAGAAAUGUGGGAAGACUUCGGAUACCAAAUAAAAGAAUAUUACAAUCUGGGUUUAACGUCCUUCCAAAAAGCCAUAACAGAUUUUGCGAAAAUGGAAGAACAUGCUUGUGUAGAUUCAGCUAUUGUUUUUAUAAUGAGCCAUGGGAAAGAAGACGAAACAAAUCCUCGCGCUGUAAAGAUUGUAACGACAGACGAUCAAUAUAUUUCUUCUGACUGGAUAAAAGAACAAUUUUCUUCCUUUAAUUGUUGCAGGUUGAUCAAUAAACCUAAAAUAAUAUUUUUUCAGGCCUGUCGAGGUUCUUUGCGAGAUAGAGGAAUCGUUGUCAACAUUCCUGACAUGAUUACCUUUACUAAUAAUAAUAAUAAUAAUCAUGUCGUUCCUGCAAUGACUGAUUUGUUGAUAGUGUUUCCAACUCUUCCAGGAUAUGUUUCUCAAAGAGACACAAGACUGGGGGCUUGGUUUGUCCAGGAAUGUAUAUCUGUGUUCAGAAGUGACUGUCAAAGAUCUGAUCUGUUAACAAUGUUGAAUAAAGUAGAUCAAAAUGUAAGAGAAAAAUGUGAAAGAGACCACGAUGCUUACUUCCAAGUUGUGUACUAUGAGUCUUGGGGCUUCAACAAGAAAAUGUUUUUUAGAGAUAAAAAAAGAAAAAAUAGAAGAAAAGAUGAAGCAGCAGUAAUUGAUGAUCCAGAUCGAGAACCUUUCCUUAUGCUUAACAGUAAUAAUAUGGGUAUAAUAUGAAAGGUUUAUGUGAAAUUGUAUACCUGUUUUAAAAAUGACAAAUAAAACACACUAUUUAUUU
This is a messenger RNA of Nezara viridula (southern green stink bug), 1288 nucleotides long. NCBI's taxonomy places the organism in Eukaryota, Metazoa, Arthropoda, Insecta, Hemiptera, Pentatomidae. The record is from the annotation of a GenBank genome assembly.